Molecule: messenger RNA, 1829 nt
Organism: Colossoma macropomum (tambaqui)
Lineage: Eukaryota; Metazoa; Chordata; Actinopteri; Characiformes; Serrasalmidae
Product: spidroin-1
Exons: 9
Coding region: 298-1302 (334 amino acids)
Biological process (GO): mRNA export from nucleus
Molecular function (GO): mRNA binding
Source: RefSeq, a predicted model, not a curated record
UCUCUCUCUCACUCACUCUCUUGGAAAAGUUGUGUGAGCGUGGUGCUAUUUCGGGCGGCUGUCACGCUGGCCGGUUGAUUCCUGUCAGGACUCCCCCUCCACGGCUUCUCCGCUUCUUCAGCACUUUCACCACGAAGAGCUACUAACCUCCAACUGAUUCGGCUCUCACCGAGACCUACAGCCUCGUUUGCGUCUGUGGGACCGAUUUAGCUGGAUAAACAGUGAGGAAAUAUCUCGGGAGGGUUGGGAGCAGAGGCGAGUGAGCUAAAUUAAUCCAGUGGCAGGAAUAACAUAAAUAUGGGGGACGGCCAAGUGAGGACGGAAAUGUCUGAAUCGAUGGAGGAAUCUCAGUCCAGCGGAGCGGACAAAAUCGACAUGUCACUAGACGAUAUCAUCAAGUUGAAUAAAAAAGAACAGAAAGCAAACAGAGCUGCGUUCAGGGCGAGAAACAAACGUGCUGCAAACAAGAAUAACGUCCUGAAGAAGCUGAGCCAGGCGCCACAGACGCGGAGAGGGAUCAGACGAGGGACUCUGCAGUACCAGGGUCCCAGCAGGUCACGUGGACUGAACAGAGCCAGAGGUUUGAGCAGGAGAGGGUCACUGAGAGGCAGCGGCCUGAGCCCUCUAAAUAGAGCUUCUGCCAGUACAGCGACACCAGAGCAGCUGGGUCAAAAUACAGCGCCACAAAGAGGUGCGUUUCGAGGGAGAGGAAGAGGAAGAGGAAGAGGAGGUUUAAACAGGGGUGCUUUUUCAGCAAGAGGUCAACGAGCUCCCCAGAGAGGUGGCAGGGCAUUUACAUUAGACAGAGGGUUUGUAGCUACGAGAGGAGCUGGCAAAUUGGAAAGGUAUCAGAAAAUAAGGAGUCGGACAACAGCGUCCUCUUCUGGGACAACACUGACAGUGUCGCUGCCCAAUGCAAAAUCAGCAGCUGCAGCUCCGCCUAAACGUGGUGGCGCAAUGCUAAGAGGCAGGUCAUCUGAAGAUGCAGGCAGCGCCACACCCAAAGGCAUCCAACUCCGUUUUAAUUACAAAGCCACGACAAACCAGACUGGAUUAUCACUGCAUGAUCGUUUUACAAGCCUGAGGAUCAGAGGGCGUGGUCGGAGAGCAGAGAGGGGAAGUGGGAGGGGGCGAGGAAGAGGACAGAUUAGAGGAAGAGGAAGAGGAGGAGAAAGAGGAAGAGGAGAAAGAGGAAGGGGCAUGCUAAGAGGUGGGAUGGCCACAGCACAAGGAGGAAGAGGCAGAGGUGGAAGAGGAAGGGCAGCAGCACGGGGAGCAGGCCGAAUGGUCAUUCUUCAGUGAUUCUCACAACAUGGGCUGCCAUGGAUAAAAACUCGCGCCAAUGCAUUAAUAUUUCAUUAAAUACAAAAGUUAUAGGUUGUAGGAAAGCUCCUCAAGUGGAGCAUAGAUGUAUUUACCAUCACUUUCUAAUGGUUUAAUCAUUCUAUUUCUGUACCAUCGACAUCAUUUGAAUUUGAAAUUGUGAUGGGUCUGGAAAAGCAUUUUUAAAAUCACCAACGAGAUGCUGUAAUGAAAUGUUUGUCAGUACCUUUAAUGUCAUUUUUCAAUGAAUAAAUGUUGAGAAUUUGACAUAUUUUAAAACUAUUUAUACUUACAAAUGAAUGUUUUUAGAAUUGAAUACACCUCAAAAUACAAUGAAGUGCCUCAAAAUAUAUUGUAAAUAUAUUUUUAUUUGUUUACAUGAUUUGCAUUUGAAUAUUUCCAGUAAGACAAAAGUGUUUUUAGAGUAUUUCAAAUGUACAUAAACUGAACUGUAUGACUUAAAGUGAUGUCAACAAACCCAAUUAAAGUCAACUAUUUUGAAAAAU